Sparassis crispa is the source of this 252-nucleotide messenger RNA. RefSeq lists its product as hypothetical. NCBI's taxonomy places the organism in Eukaryota, Fungi, Basidiomycota, Agaricomycetes, Polyporales, Sparassidaceae. The transcript has a single exon. The record is from RefSeq and is a predicted model, not a curated record. Bases 1 to 252 code for a protein of 83 amino acids.
AUGCCCGGCCAGAGGGAGGCGCAUUACGAGUUGCCUGGAGUGGCGGAGUCCGCGCGUGUCACGCGCGCGACGCGCACGGAAUCAGAUCGCGCGCCCUGGGCCCGCCGCGAACUCGAUAUAUUUGGUGCAUGCGCCGGGCUGCCUUCAGCAGUCGCAGCGCAGCAUCAUCUCGCCGUUCUCGAGCCGCAGACCGCGGCAGACGCAGGCCUGUUGUUUUAUAUCGAGUCCGUGACGGAAAACAAACGGGCCUGA